Messenger RNA from Cuscuta epithymum, 3046 nucleotides. NCBI's taxonomy places the organism in Eukaryota, Viridiplantae, Streptophyta, Magnoliopsida, Solanales, Convolvulaceae. The record is from the annotation of a GenBank genome assembly.
CUUGAACGGCCAAACCUGGGACUCCUUACGCGGACAAGCCUCUCAAGCAGCGCAGCCGCCAGCCAACCCUAUCUCAAAAUUAAAAAAAAAAAAAAAAAAAACUCCUCGCUCAACUCAUCGACUCAUCGUCUUCCUCACAACUCACAAGUCCGCGCUGCUCUUGCCCGUGCUUUGCGAGUUUGCGCCUCCACCAGUCCGGCAGUUCCGUAGUCUAGCAGUCCACCUAGUACGCAGGUUGCGUGAUUUCAGCCAUCAACAGGCCUAGCUAUCAAUUUGUCUUUUAAAGCUUUAUAGCCUGAUCAUUGAUACUAACUAUACAAACGGCCAAUUUUCGCUUGUGCUCAGGUGAUAUUGUUCUUGUUUGAAACACCUUCUUAUUCUUCAUGUCUUCAAGAAUUAGAAAGUAUGAAUCGGGGCAUGAUAAACGAAUGAGAAAAAAGAGAUUGGAUGCAGUAACCGAGUCUCAAAGAGGAGCUCUAGAUAAAUUUAUGAUAAAAAAUGCUAGUGUUAAUGGAAGUGCCACCGUAGACUCUAGCCCAAAUCUAGAUGGUGAUUUGCCUAUUGAGAAAGACCAAGAAAGUGAUGAUCUAUCUAAUAAGGAUGUUGUUAGGGAAGGAGAUGAGAAUAUUAGUGAUCCGCCAGAUACGACUCCAAGUGAUAUUGAAAAUCAUGAACAACCUAAUAUUGGAGAAACUUUUAGAAUCAAUAUAUUUGAUCCUCGAAAUUGGGAUGCUCUAAGUGCAAAUAUGAUUGAUAUCUUAGUUGAGAAAGGAUUGAAAAGAGACAUGUGUAUUGAGAGUUAUCCAAGAGAUAAAUUUAACAGAUGUUUUUCUUGCUCAUAUUAUACAAGAGUGUUAUCAAAUGGAGAGAAAUAUGAUCGAGAUUGGCUUGUAUAUUCAAGAGAGCUUGAUAGAAUCUUUUGCUUUUGUCGUAAAGUGUUUCAUAAAGGUUCUUCAAGGAGAGGACAACUAGCAUUAGAAGGGUUUAAUGAUUGGAUACAUCUUUCAAUUAGGAUUAGAGAGCAUGAAAUAAGUGCUGAGCAUAUUAAAAAUAUGGCCACUUGGUAUGAUUUGCAAUGGAGGCUUAAACAUAAUCAAACAAUUGAUAAGAUGAGUCAAGGAUUGAUUAAAAAGGAAAGGGAUCACUGGAGCAAUGUGUUGUUGAGAAUUAUUUCAAUUGUCAAGUUUUUGGCAAAACAUAAUUUAGCUUUCCGAGGUAGUAAUGGACGGUUGUAUGAAGGCAAUAAUGGAAACUUUUUAGGUUUGGUUGAAAUGCUAGCAGAGUUUGAUCCUAUAAUUCAAGAGCAUGUUAGGAGGAUCACAAAUGAUGACCUUUAUUUUCAUUAUCUUGGUCAUGCUAUUCAAAAUGAAUUGAUACUUUUGCUUGCCUCUAAAAUUAAGUGUGAAAUAAUUCGAAAAAUUAAACAAGUAAAGUACUUUUCAGUGAUACUUGAUUGUACUCCAGACACUAGCCACCAAGAACAAAUGUCUAUUAUAUUGAGAUAUGUGGAUGUCUCUUCCGAUGAUGUUAGCAUUGAGGAAUCAUUUUUAGGAUUUUUGAAUGUUGAUGACACAACUGGGCAAGGACUUUUUGAGUCCUUACAAGAUGAAUUAAAAAAAUUAAAUCUUGAUAUAGAUGAUGUAAGAGGUCAGGGAUAUGACAAUGGAUCAAACAUGAAAGGAAAACACCAAGGAGUUCAAAAGAAAUUGUUGGACAUAAAUCCAAGAGCUUUUUAUGCAGCAUGUGGGUGUCAUAGUCUUAAUUUGAUUUUAUGUGACAUGGCUAACACUUGUGGAAAGGCUAGGGAUUUUUUUGGAAUUGUUCAACGCAUUUACACAAUUUUUGUGAAUUCAACCAAAAGAUGGCAGAUUUUGAAAGACCAUGUAAAGGGAUUAACUUUGAAAUCAUUAUCGGCCACCCGUUGGGAGAGUCGCAUUGAUAGUGUGAAAGCUAUAAGGUUCCAAAUUGGAGACAUUCGUGAAGCUUUACUUGAGAUAUCUGAAAAAGAUAGUGAUUCUAAAAUAAGCAGUGAAGCUAAGUCAUUAGCGUUGCAUGAACUGAGUAAUUUUGAGUUCUUAGUGGCACUAGUUAUUUGGUAUGAAAUCAUAUAUCAUGUCAAUUUGGUGAGUAAGAGUUUGCAAUCAGAGAGCAUGCUUAUAGAUGUUGCUAUUCAAGAGAUAAAGAAGUUGAUAAUUUUUUUUGAGGGGUAUCGAGAAAGUGGUUAUGAAAAUGCUAUAGAAGAAGCAAAAACAAUUGCCAUUGAGCUUGAUAUUGAUCCAAUUUUCCCUCAAAGGAGAGCCAUUCGAAGAAAGAAACAGUUUGAUGAGAGUCGAGAUAACUAUUCAGAAGUUGUUAACCUAUCUGCUAAUGAGUCAUUUAGACUUAAUUACUUUUUAUAUAUUGUUGAUCAAGCUACUGUUUCAUUGAGAAGGAGGUUUGAACAAUAUCAGGACUUUGAGAAUGUUUUUGGCUUUUUAUUUACUUCUCAGAAAUUGAAUGCAUUAGAAGAUGCACAAUUGAAGGCGUGUUGUUCUCAUCUUGAAGGUGCUCUUAAGAAAGAUGAACGGUCUGAUGUUGAUGGAGAUGAUUUGUAUAUGGAAUUGAAACUUCUUAGAGAAUUCUUACCGGAGAAAAAGAUGGGACCUAUUGAUCUCUUCAAAUUUUUGAAGCGUUACACUUGUUUUCCUAAUGUGAUAAUUGCAUACAGAGUAAUGCUGACUAUCCCUGUGACUGUGGCUAGUGCGGAAAGAAGUUUCUCCAAGCUUAAAUUGUUGAAAUCUUAUUUGCGGUCUACAAUGUCACAAGAGAGACUCAACGGUUUGGCAAUGAUAGCAAUUGAGAAUGACUAUUUGGAGAAGAUUGAGUGCAAGGACUUGAUUGAUGAUUUUGCUUCAAAGACGGCAAGGCGGACUGCUUUAUUCAAGAGAUAGUGUUAUAAUUAUAUCUAGUUAUUUUAAAUUAUGUCUUUUUCUAUUUGAACACUUGAACAAUUAAUUUUAUUGAAUUUUGUGAGUUUGUUAUUACAUGUGAUUUAAUUUUUAUUCAU